AUUAAAAAGUCAUUUCUUAAAGUUUUAUCAUCAUACUCAAUUAUCUUGGUUACUAAGUACAUUAACUACAGUUCAAAAAGUUGGUCAUAUUCCAACAUAUAAAUCAAAAGUAAAAGAUGAAAGUUCAGUACCCUUAGGUCUUUUUCUUUAUCCAGUUUUACAAACAGCUGAUAUACUUGUUUUCAAAACUACACAUUUACCUAUUGCUGAAACUACUCGUAUUCGAAGUCUUCGCCAUCCGGAACAAAAAAUGUCGAAAUCUGAUGUUGAAGAACGUUCACGUAUUGAUAUCAUGGAUGAUGAAAAAAUUAUUCAAGAACGCGUAUCCAAUUUAAUUGAUAUUUAUGCUGGUAUGACCAAUCAAUCAAUUGAAAGUAUCGUUGAUGAAGCACAACGAGAUAAUCUUGAUACUGGUGCAUUUAAAAGACGUCUUGCACAAAUAAUUAUUGAACAUUUUCGAACAAAACGUGUUGAAUAUUUAAAAUUAAUGAACGAUAGUUCCUAUCUUUUAAGUAUCCUUGAUAAUGGUCGCGAACAUGCGACAGAAAUAGCUGAUAAAACCUUGAAUGAAGUCAAACAUAUAAUGGACUUCAAUUAG
Rotaria socialis is the source of this 598-nucleotide messenger RNA. The record is from the annotation of a GenBank genome assembly. Lineage: Eukaryota; Metazoa; Rotifera; Eurotatoria; Philodinida; Philodinidae.